Messenger RNA from Paramuricea clavata, 501 nucleotides. The record is from the annotation of a GenBank genome assembly. NCBI's taxonomy places the organism in Eukaryota, Metazoa, Cnidaria, Anthozoa, Malacalcyonacea, Plexauridae.
AUGGCCUUUUUUGCGGUUAUUGUGCGUUUCGUCGAGGGUAGUGGAUUCGAAGAUGUGUUAUUUCAAGCGGGUCUAUGUAGCUCUGGAAGCAUUACCGGAGUGAUGAGUGGAAAACACUACAAUCGAUGUUGGCUUGUUCACCAAGCUUUUUCAGAAGCAUUGAAAAGACUAUUUAUAGAACAAUAUUUACCAACCAUGCCAGAGAAAGUUGAGGAGUUCGCCCAAAGUGACCCCGCCCAAGAAACAAGUUUAACGAACAUUAUUAACGAUGACACUGUUAAAGAAUAUGUUAAGCAAUGCCAAACACAGAAAACCAAAUGUUUGAACGGAGAAUUUGGAAAAACACCCCAGUAUUGGGAAAAAUAUAUGGAGCUAAUUGAUCGUCAGCAGAAAUUGCACUUUUCCAUCAAUACCAAUGAUUAUGAUCUGAAAAUGCUCAUUGGAAAAAAAUCUUUGCCUUUGUGCUUCGCUACCAAUCGGGUUCAUUAUGCUCGCUAUUGA